Messenger RNA from Peronospora belbahrii, 336 nucleotides. The record is from the annotation of a GenBank genome assembly. Lineage: Eukaryota; Oomycota; Peronosporomycetes; Peronosporales; Peronosporaceae.
AUGCCGCCAAAAACGCAGCAAAAGACCAAGGAACAAAAGAUGGCCGCCGCUAUGGCUGGUGGUAAAGGCAAGGGGAAGAAAAAAUGGUCUAAGGGCAAAGUUCGUGAGAAAGUUGCCAACAAAGUCCUGUAUGAUCAAGAGACAUAUGAGCGUCUCUUGGUGGAGGUGCCCAAGAUGAAGUUGAUUACGGCUUCAGCUAUUGUGGAACGUCUCAAAGUGAAUGCAGCACUUGCCCGUGCCUCGAUCCAUGAACUAGCAGAGAAUGGAAGUAUCUCAAAGGUGCUUGGUCAUCACUCUCAGCUCAUUUACACUCGUGCUGUUGCUGCAGAGGAGUAA